Molecule: messenger RNA, 290 nt
Organism: Westerdykella ornata
Lineage: Eukaryota; Fungi; Ascomycota; Dothideomycetes; Pleosporales; Sporormiaceae
Exons: 1
Coding region: 34-210 (58 amino acids)
Source: RefSeq, a predicted model, not a curated record
CUAUCUUUACCUGAAAGUCAGGCUCGCAAGACGAUGUUCUUUCCUACCUUGUCUCCCAAAUCGAACAGGACUCACAGUGAUGUAGGACUCUUGUGCCCUUUGCCUAGACUGCGAAUAGGCGGCGUGACGAUGAUGCUGCUGCUAAUGACGACGAUGAUGGUCCAGUUCUUGAUUACAAGGUCGGGGUCUGGAAGCCGGUCGGGAUGUUGAGUGACAGAUGGGGAGUGGAAGCCUAUGAUGGAGUCCGAUGGAGGUGAGCAGAAUCACCAGUCAAUAUCAUAGUUACAGAG